Messenger RNA from Purpureocillium lilacinum, 2169 nucleotides. RefSeq lists its product as uncharacterized. Gene Ontology annotation, molecular function: transcription cis-regulatory region binding; DNA-binding transcription activator activity, RNA polymerase II-specific. The record is from RefSeq and is a predicted model, not a curated record. Gene Ontology annotation, cellular component: RNA polymerase II transcription regulator complex. NCBI's taxonomy places the organism in Eukaryota, Fungi, Ascomycota, Sordariomycetes, Hypocreales, Ophiocordycipitaceae. Gene Ontology annotation, biological process: regulation of DNA-templated transcription.
AUGCGCGUCCCGAUCCGCCGCCAGCAGCUCCCUCAGUCGCACAUCGACGUCGAGAGCCCCGUGGAUGAGUCCGUCGUGACGCUCAUCUGGGCGCAGACCCUCAUCCCCGGUCGCGGAGAGCCAAUUCAGAAUGGCGCCAUCGCCGUGCGAGGCGGCACGAUCGAGUGGGUUGGUUCGUUCCUCGAGCGCCCUCACAAGUAUCGCGACGUCCGCCCGACCUACGUCCAUGUCCUCAUGCCCGGCCUCUGGGAUUGCCACACGCACUUCAUGGGCCUCGAUGUGGCGAGCUCUGUGUCUGGCCUGAUGGGCUUCCUGCCCAACUACAGCGCCCUGGCUGGCGCCAUCACCGUGGAUGAUCUGAGGCGCACGCUCAUGGCCGGGUACACGUCGGUGCGCGAGCUCGAGGGCUAUGCUGGCGACCUGUGGCCGGCAGUCAGGGAUGGUCCGCUGGUCGGGCCCAACAUCUACUCUUCGGUUGCGGCGCUGUCCAUUACGGGUGGCCAUGGUGACGAUCACCAGCAGCCCAUUACCACGGUCAUGGACGCCAUGAACUACGGGGGCAUGCCCAUUGGUGUCUGCGACGGCGUAGAGGACUGCAUCAAGACUGUCAGGAGGAUGAUCCGGCGAGGAGCCCGCGUCAUCAAGGUGUGCUCCAGCGGAGGCGUGCUCAGCCUCAACGACGACCCCGAAGACCGCCAGUUCUCCGACGAGGAACUCAAGGCCAUGGUAGACGAGGCGGCGAGGAGCCGUCGCGCUGUCGCGGCCCAUGCCAUUGGCAAGGCGGGCAUCCUGGCUGCGCUCCGCGCCGGAGUCAAGUCCAUUGAGCACGGCAUGUACAUCGACGAGGAGGUAGCCGACCUCAUGAUCGAGAAGGACGCCCUCUUUGUGCCCACGCAGCACAUCGUCCGGACCCUCUCCACCGACUACAUGGAUCAGCUGCCGCCGCCGGUCAAGCGCAAGCUCCUCGGCCUCGUCGAAAAGUCCAGAGAGUCGUACAAGCUGUGUGUCAAGAAGGGCGUCAAGAUAGCGCUGGGAACCGACAUGGUGAGCAGCGACAAGGCGUCCAAGCUGUCGCACGGAAACAACGCUCACGAGCUGGUGUACGCCGUCGAGGCCGGGAUGACGCCGCUGCAGGCCAUUGAGUGUGCGACGGCCAACGGUCCGGAAACACUGGGAGGACUGGCGCCGCUGAGCGGCCAGCUCAAGGAGGGAUACGAUGCCGACAUUAUCGCCGUCAAGGUGAACCCGCUCGACGAUAUCAAGGUGUUGACAAACCCGGACAACAUUACUCAUGUAUGGAGGGCGGAGCAGCAUUUGCGCGCGCAGCUCGAGCUCUUGCAAAACCACGACGCGGACUCGUCGGGUGCGCGCGACGCGAGGGCCGCUCCCUCCCACUCUCCGCCCGCGCGUGCCGCGAAUGGAUACGACGAGCUGGCUGCCGCCUCACACGACGCCGCUCGCGCCAUAGCCGUCAAGACCGAGGCCGAGUCACACAUUCACCCUGACCUUCGCGCGGCUCCCGGCCACGGCGCGCCCGCUCCAAACAUGAUGCCCAUGGCGCCCCCGUCUGGACACAGCCCGGGCACUUCUCCCGCCCCUCCCCAGAACGCGUCCAUAGCUCCGGCGCCGCCCGUCGCGUCUCCGGACCAGGGUUCGUCUGCGGAUGGACGGAAAGCGAAGCGUGAGCUGUCGCAGUCCAAGCGUGCCGCGCAGAACCGAGCUGCCCAGAGAGCGUUCCGUCAGCGGAAAGAGGGCUACAUCAAGAAGCUCGAACAGCAGGUUCGGGAGUACGGCGAGAUGGAGCAGACGUUCAAGGCCAUGCAGACAGAAAACUACGCGCUGCGCGAGUAUGUCAUUCACCUACAGUCGAGGUUGCUGGACAUUCAAGGCGAGUUUCCUCAGCCUCCACCCAACAUCAACCUCUCCCAGCCCGCGGCUGCUCAGCCGCCACCCCCGGCCAGCGGGCCAGAGCAGCCCCCUGGCGACCCCAACAACAACCCCGCGGCUGGGACCCCUCUGGAGGCGGUCGCCCAGGCCGUUGCGGGCUUGCAGGAGCAGAUGGACGAGGACCGACAGGCGUACGCCAACCGAGCCGAGGAAGAUACGCGCACGGCCGAAGAGAUCAAUCGGCAGCUGCAGCCCGAGGAGGGUGUCGCCCGGGCAGAGUAG